AACACUACAAGUUCGAUCUCUCCCAAUGAGUUCCUCAUUAUUAUGGUGUCUCCUAGUAUUUUUCCUAGUUGGUGAAGCAAUUCCAGCUGGAACUACUAACCCUAAAUUUGAUACAAACUAUGAGAUUACCUGGGGAUAUGAUCAUGUUCAGUCUAUAGACCAAGGAACACAAAUCCAGCUCUCCAUGGACAACUCUUCUGGCUCUGGGUUUGGAUCCAAGUUGAAUUAUGGUUCUGGAUUUUUCUCUUUGAAAAUAAAGCUACCUGAUAAGGACUCUGCAGGAGUAGUUACAGCUUACUAUCUGAAUUCACACAGUGAUAAAUAUGAUGUACUCGAUUUUGAAUUUUUGGGUAAUAAACAAGGGAAGCCUUAUACAUUACAGACUAAUGUUUUUACAAAUGGAGAAGGAAACAGAGAGCAAAGAAUUCAUCUCUGGUUUGAUCCAACAGCAGAUUUCCACUACUACAAAAUCCUUUGGAACCAACAUCAAAUUGUGUUUUAUGUUGACACUGCCCCCAUUUGGGUUUUCAAGAAUAUGACUAACAUUGGAGUUAACUACCCAACUCAAGCAAUGCAAAUAGAAGCAAGUUUAUGGGAUGGGGAGAGUUGGGCCACAGAUGGAGGCCAAACAAAGACAGAUUGGAGCCAAACACCAUUCAAAGCAAAUUUCCAAGGAUUCAACAUUGAUGGCUGCCCAACUCAAAACUCCAACACUAAUCAAUCUUGUAAUUCAUCUAAGUAUUGGUGGAACACUGAGAAAUAUUGGCAGCUAAAUUCCACCCAAGGAACAGAAUAUGAAGAGGUGAAAAGCAAGUACAUGACAUAUGACUACUGUUCUGAUAGAUCAAGGUACCCAUCAACUCCUCCAGAGUGUCCUCAAUGACAAGGACCUAACCAUCCUUCACCAUCUUCCUUCCUUCCUUUAUCACAAACAAGUCAUUACUAAUUCUCUACCACCCAACUGUGAUUCUUGAAUAAUAAA
Molecule: messenger RNA, 982 nt
Organism: Telopea speciosissima
Lineage: Eukaryota; Viridiplantae; Streptophyta; Magnoliopsida; Proteales; Proteaceae
Product: xyloglucan endotransglucosylase/hydrolase protein 2-like
Exons: 4
Coding region: 26-883 (285 amino acids)
Biological process (GO): xyloglucan metabolic process; cell wall biogenesis
Cellular component (GO): cell wall; apoplast
Molecular function (GO): hydrolase activity, hydrolyzing O-glycosyl compounds; xyloglucan:xyloglucosyl transferase activity
Source: RefSeq, a predicted model, not a curated record